AUGCAAGCGAGUCGCAGAGGGUUUUAUACCUCGACAAAUCUACAAAAAGCGGCUUGUUCCGUUGUCAAACCCGUCCAUCAUUUGGUCAAAAUUGAUAAAUCUAAGCUUUCACCAAGGUUUCCGGAACUGAAUUUCAAAACUAAUGAUAUUAGAUCGCCUUCUUUUAGGCCAACUGCUACACACCAAGAUCGAGUAAGGGAACAUUAUUAUAAUACAGUUCAAAGCGAUCUGCUACUUAUGAAUUAUUCACACAGGGCCGAGACUGUGAUUGGUUUGAAAAAUAGGCCCUGGGAUGGAUCUUCUCCAUAUCACUUGAAUAGGCCUCCUAAGAAGCCACAGUGGUCUAAAACUGAGCUCCCAGACAUAAAACCAAUUACUUGGAGGAAUAUUCCUGAUAUUGAAUCUGUUGUCCUGAAUUGUUAUAUCCCAAAAUCUAACGAGAACCAACUAUUACCUAUCGCCAUCGCUUUGCAGCUGCAGCAGAUAACCGGAUGUAAACCAGAAUACUUAUAUUCCAAGAUGGAUAUUCCUUCGUGGAAAGUCAGAAAGGGUAUGCGUAUGGGUGCUAAAGUUGAGUUGAAAGGUCGUCCAAUGUCUCAGUUUAUGUCUACAUUAACGGAAAUUGUAUUACCUAGAAUUAGAGCAUACAAGGGUAUUCCAAGUUCUUCUGGUAAUAGAUUAGGUGUGAUUUCUUUUGGUUUGACCCCACAAGAUGUUGCAUUUUUCCCUGAAUUGGACUUAAAUCAAGAAGCUUGGCCCAUGACUUUCGGAAUGCAUAUUAAUAUCAAUACUACUGCAAGAACCGAUCCUCAAGCCAAAACAUUACUUAGCGGAUUUGGUUUCCCAAUCUGCAAGAAGUGA
This is a messenger RNA of Eremothecium sinecaudum, 861 nucleotides long. RefSeq names its product mitochondrial 54S ribosomal protein uL5m (gene MRPL7). Bases 1 to 861 code for a protein of 286 amino acids. The transcript has a single exon. The record is from RefSeq and is a predicted model, not a curated record. Gene Ontology annotation, molecular function: RNA binding; structural constituent of ribosome. Gene Ontology annotation, biological process: translation. NCBI's taxonomy places the organism in Eukaryota, Fungi, Ascomycota, Saccharomycetes, Saccharomycetales, Saccharomycetaceae. Gene Ontology annotation, cellular component: cytosolic large ribosomal subunit; ribosome.